GAUAAAAUCACAAAAUAAUGGUCCCACCAAAACAGUUGUCUAUUUUGGUGCCCUUCAAACAAUUUAGAUUUAUAAUUAUUUCGAAGGCUUCUCUAAAAUAAUGGCUCCCUCUUCGUUAAGAAAACGUUGAUAUUUCAUUCCCUUGAACAGUUUCUGAAAAGGUUCAACACUUGCUUACAUAAUACGGCCAGAAAGCGUCAGAUUAUUUUCUUAAUUGCAGUUUCGAGUGUUUCGAGACUUUCGAACCUUCAAGUUUCGAGCCUUCGAUCGCAGCAACCGUUUUGUCUCAACAAAGGGCCAAUGUUCAAAAAUUCACUGCGGCAGUUUACUUUUAUCAUCUUGAACUGAGUUCAUUAUCGACUAAGUGACUCUCAUACAGAUGUGCGGUGUGCGCAUAGCAAAGAGAACAUUUGCUUCACUUGCAUCUUGCUUCCGGUGACGUUAUUUCUUAUUAAAUUCUGAAGUAACUUCUCUCUUUUUAGAUUUGGUAGACAAAAGCUCUCAUACAGGUGACCACUUUCAAUGUUGUCACCAGCGGUAUACAGCUAAACUGCCGACCACGGAGACUGCCACUCCCAGUCUCAAUGUUGUUUCCAAAAAUACAGAAACAGACUUACAUUCCACUAACCAUCUGAACAACCAAUAGAAAAUGAGAGAGAAAUGUUCAAACGACUUCACAGCUCCAACUUAUCUUAAAAGGAAAACGAAAACCUUUCUUUACCAAUGUGAAAUUGUUUACAUAUUUAGUUGCCGCCAAUUCAUUUUUCUGUAGGGUCCAAUGCUUUUAAUUAACUGCUAAAUUUCCAAUCGAUUGUUUACAAGUAAACCACAGGGUUCCAAAGCUGUGACUGGAUAGAUACAAUAUUGUUGAUAAACGGAUCAUUCGCUGCCAGCUGGUAUGGUAAUUUUUUCAGUUGCGGGACAUUUCACAUGAAAUCUUUAAGUUCCUUUUUCUAGUUUUAAUUGUGGCCAUUUUUCCGCUAAUGAAGGCUAACUCUUUACUUUAUAUUUCAAAACUAUUGUAAGAAUGAAAAAGUUUUGAAAAGUCUCAAACAGAUUUUUCUGCUGUAAGGCGUGCCGCCUCGUACGGUUCGUUUGCUUUGUUUGGUCAGCUGCUGUGGUUUUGUUUGAUCUGACCUUGCUCAGUUGCUCUUUUGCAAUGUUUUGCCAACAUUAGCUGUGAGAGGCUGCAAAAGGAUGUUUGGUACGUAAAGAAGUAUAUCACAUUGCGGAUAAGUUCGAGAAUAAGAGCAAACCACAGUCAUUUUACUACGUAGUACUUUUACUACAAACGGCCACUUACUACAUUCACAGUAUUCCAACUGGUACCUGUGUCCUAUCAGUGGUCUAGAUUCAUCGUUCGGGUAACACAGUACAUUGACCAUCAUAGGCGUGUGAGGUAUGUGCUUUUUACGUGUUUAAGGUCUGUUCUCCGUGAUUUGAGAUCAUUCUAAGGAAUUCUUGUGGUAAUUCGUACAGUUUUUGGAUGAGUUAUUUUCGGCCACCGCUGUCAUUCCUUUCCCAGGAACAUUGAUCGUCUCUUCAUCGGUGUUAUUAUGAUAGACUAUAUUUGCUUUCAUGGAUAAUAUCAUAUCAAAACAUUUCACACCUUAUUAUAGUUUUAAGCGUAACUUUAGUGAUUAUUUUUUUAAAAGAACAUUACAGGUCUCAGUAUGAUGUGUCCUGGAGACAAGUUAUGUAGUAUACAUCGUACAACAACAUGGCGGUCAGGGUUUUACGAUCAAUUCAGUUUCACAGUCGGAACACUUUAAUUUUGUAACUUUUGAUAUGUACUUUUAUUUUCAUACCUACAUGUAAAAUAUUUAAAACAGCGUGAAACUUCAAAUGUAUUUUAAACGGUAUCGUCAAAACAUUCAGUAAUCUAAGGACGUGAAAACUUUUCUAAACAUAACUGUCGGUCAUAUCUGAUCCCAGACUCCCCAUGUGGUACUAACGCAGAGGCUUAUCCAACGCCCUAGGGGUUAAAUAUCAUGUUUUUGUGCUAGUCGGGGUAAAUUAAGUUCUUCUACAAAUUUUAGCUAUCGCGGCAUCAAAACAAUUCAUGGCCCGCUAAGUGGUUUACCUAAGUUGGUUUGCCAACCCAAAUGGGCUUCAAAAGUAACCAGGAAAAAUCAUAAAAAAAACUCUCACGAGUAAAAGUUGUUCGAUGCAGUCGCCCUGGUUCCUCUUACGUUUAGAUUAAGAGUCUGGCACCUUUUGUUCCUUUUGAAUAAGGCUAGGAGGAUAAAACGGAGUACUUUAAAUUUUAGAAUGUCACAAGACUUUAGAAUUUUCUUUUUGCUGGGUAAAUUUGUUUGCACAUCGAGAUAAAAUGACCCAGAUCUGCGCCAACGAUAAUAAACACAGAACUGAGAUAUCUAUUCUAGACGCGGUGGCUCACUUUUGAGACAAAUGUAUCUCGGACGCAAUAUCCGCUGUGCAGCUCAUCACUGUCAUGUGACUUCCCUUGCAAUUAUUGAGGUACUAGGAUAACAAGAACAAAUAAGAAGGGCUUGACAAGAUUAGAGUGAGAAGACGACCCCAUUGUGAUAUUGUAGUCUCGUAAUGCGCAUGUGGGUUUGAUUGACAAUGAAAUGAUGAAGAGGCUUUAGAAAGAAAAACUUAUUUAAAAAGUUGUAGUCGAUAAUUUUAGUAGCAGAUACAACCGACUAGAAAAAUAGCUGAGACGUGUACACAAGAGAAGAUGUAAAAAGCAUGCACAUAUGAUUGCAAAAUAUUUUUGCUAAACUAACGCUACUGAUAAUGUACUUGGCAAUUCUCCCUCCCCCCCUUAUCGAUGAUUCUUGAAGUUCUAUUGAACGAUAUGGUGUGACUUAAAGCCUUUUGGCAAACCAGAGCAUUAAAUUAGAGUGACGGCAGGAGGAAAUUAGGUAACAUUCUCGGGUUGAAGGACGUGAAGCUGCAGUAAGAAAAUAAAAGGAAAGUGAAUGAAAGACGUGUUUUUCCCUAAGUGUUCCAGCAUUCCAAAGUCCAAAAUUCCAGCGUUCUAUAUUUCGUGACCUAACUCUUGAAUUUGAACUCUCAAACUGGAAUUUCCAAUCAACCAACCUGCUAUGGGAUUACUGCAGGGUCUAAUAUCCAAGGGGCUUUUAAAAUACUGGAAAAAAAAACAGUUUUAAAAUGAUCCAAUUUGUUUUCUCGAGCGCACUAAAAGCGGCCCUGGGUGUUUCGUGCAGGAACAUUCCAAUCUAUUUUAAAAAGAAGAGAACUUCGAAGCAGUAAUUUAACCCAGUUUAUCUCAGGAAAAGAUAUGUGAUAAGCGUGGGUAGAUUUCUCUUGAGCAUUUUAGUAUGUCUUUAAUUUGGUUGAGAAACAUAAUAAGUAUUUUAUUUGAACCCAAACAUAUAACCUGCCUUGUGACCCAAAUUCCAACCUGCUUAGUCAUCAAAAACGGGAAGCGUCAAGCCUCCAUUUUUAGUCGCAAGGCGCAACGGAUGGAAACUUUAGGAGUUUUAAGAAAAAUAGCAGCUUAAAAAAGUUUGGGAUCAGGACAAUAAGCGACCAGUUUAGGCGGUAACGGGUACUAUCUCAAAAGUAGGAACAACGAAACUUAUAACCAUUUUAAUCAGUUUUCUCGUUGAACUAAUACAAGCUUCUUAUCAUGCUAUGCCGCUUUAAGUCAAUUGCAGUAAACAGGAAAUUGUCAGACCAGACGCCGUAUUUUUUUUUAACCUUCCUUGAAGUAAUAGAAUCUAAACGAAAAUAUGAAAGAUCGAGGCCUCUUGUCAAUCAAAGCGUAAUUGCACGUCCACAUAACCAACAUUUUUGCGAUAGAAAUUCACGAUUUCUUGAAUAAUAACCAGAAGGCAAGUGUUUUUCUAUUGAAAGAGGCAGCAGCUUGUCCAAAAUAAGGCUGCUAUGCUCGAUCAUUUUUCCAUUUCCUCAUUUUAUGGUUUAAUCAGGCAGGGAAACAAAAGGCGACUAGCAUUAUUUUAGUUCAAGAAAGGAAUAACCUUGAAACAAAAACUGUUCGUUUCUCUCCUGCUUGAAGAUAAUGGUCGUCAAUGCUCCGGGCAAUUGGCUUUUUUUUUCUUUCUUUCUUUAAUUAAGAUAAAGUAAAAAAAAAUUGUCCGGAUUGUAAAACAAUCUUCCAGUUCUUCGGUAAAAUGUUUAAGUUUGUCUCUUGUUCUACGGAAUAACGUGUACAAAACCACAACAUUGACGUUCUUGAGUCGUUUGGUAAUUGGCCAUCUUUGUCAUAAUUCCAUGUCUCGCCGUCAAGAACAUUGCUUUACAUUGUGUUCUUCCGGACAGCUUCCGACAACGCCAUUUCCUUUCAUUCUUUUGCUGAUGGGAAAGAUUAUUUGUGAAUCCCAAAGAUUUUACCCAAACUCGAUUGUGAUUGUGACCUGACCUUAAUUGCCAGUCGUCCGUGCAGCGAGCCAAGUGAACACAAGAUUGAUGAUUGCCGCUUCAGUUAUCUGGCAGCAACAACAAUUUCAUCAACGUGGGACACAAGAUGAACAAGUACUGCACAAUUAGGCAUCUAUUGAUGUUAGCAUCUCUUACGGGAAUCCUAAAUCUUGCAUACCUGAUGUUCCUUGCCGACAUAAAAGGAAAGCCAGACCUCUAUUCGUUACAGCGCUCCUCGUCGAGUGUACUUCGAAGACAAAUCGCAAGUAUUCAAGUUGAUUCGGAUGUUAAGAGUGCGGGACCGAGUUUAAGCUACUUGGAGGUAUUGAAUUUAGACUUGAAAGACCUCGUGCAGAGAUACAUGGCUUCUUCAGAGACUAUCGCUAGGCAAUACGAACUUGAUAACCUGCAAGGAGAACAUCACCAAGAACAGAAAGUUGUCAAUCACUUUUCUAUGCCGCGCUGCCUUCCGGCUCCUUUUCUGUUAAUUAUGGUUCAUUCAAGACCUAUUAACUUCAUGGACAGGGAGUCUAUAAGAUUGUCUUGGGGUCGAGAAGAUAAUCCAAUCAAUCAAGGAAGCUGGACAAGUCCGGAGAGAUCAUGGAAAACUGUGUUUCUUGUUGGUCAAACUAACAAUUCCAAGCUAAACAAUCUCAUAAGACAGGAGGCCCAAAUUCACAAAGACAUUGUCAUAGGAAGCUUCCUCGACUCCUACCGUAAUCUGUCUCUCAAGACAUUAUUGGGAUUUCAGUGGUCGUGGCGACAUUGUCAACCCAAAUAUGUCCUCAAAACUGACGAAGAUUGCUACGUCAAUGUUCUAUCACUUGUUCAGUGGCUACAGGAGUAUCACGAGACCAAUGGAUCCAAGCCACUAUAUGCUGGUAACAUACAAAGAGACAUGCAAGUUGUGAGAAACAAAAAGCAUCGUUAUUAUGUAUCUUUCAUGGAUAUAAAUACACAUACGUAUCCGCCUUAUGCCUCGGGAGGAGGGUAUGUCUUCAGCGCAACCCUUUUACCAAGACUUCUAACAGCAUCUCGGGAGGUUCCUAUGAUUCCAGUUGAAGAUGCUUGUGUUGGACUUUACAUGAGACAUAUUGGCAUCAAACCAGUUCAUGACACUAGAAUCUUGCCGUUUGUCUUUUGCGAGAGGAAGGAGACAGGAUUGAACGAAAGACCGAUUUGUCACUUACGGGACCCUCUUGUGUUACAUGGCGUCAGAGACAUUCUUCAAAUACAGACACAUUAUAAUGUUUUGCUGAUGACAUUUAUCCCAACAAUCUGCUCUUAUGUAGAAAAUCAAUCAUUUAGUAGGCACUUCCAACAGUCCUGUUAAUUUAAAACUUUGGUUAAAAAACGUCUAUUAAAUUAUUUUUGUUGCAGUUUUUAACGAUCUUAGUCUUGUGAUGUUAUGAUAAAAAGUUUCCACAUCUACUUCAAACAGCUUUAGAAAUACCUUUAAUCGUAGUUAGGUCUCGAGACUGACUGUUCAAAUACUGUAUUCUAGUUUUUCCAAAGAUCCCCAGACACAAGUGCACGUUUACGUCUGUAAACGGAUAUCUUUUUAUACGUUUACGUCUUUCGUCCAGGCGGAAAAAAACGACAUAAAUGCGUAUAUGUACGCAUAUUUUCGUAAACGCGCUGCAAAAUGGAUAAGUUCGUAAACGGGAAAAUCUCCGAUCACGAAUUCUCGUGAGAACUUCAUAAACGGAUACGUUUGUACACGCUGAUGCUACGUCAAGUAAUUUACGCAUGCUUAAUGCCAGUGCCGUACAUAGGCGUCCUGGGUUGACAACAGAGAGUUUAAGCAAACGGCGACGGCAACGAGAAAGCUACCAAACAAAAGUUUUCAUGAGUAGAACACUGAAUGUGCACGUGCGUUAUAAAUCUUUGUUCAUUUCUUUGCUGUCCUCUGCACAAAAACAAGUGAAUUAACUAAAUUCUGCGUAUUUUGGAGAACAAAAACGGAGACGGAUCAUUUUUCAGAUGUUCAUUUGGAAUUAAACGCUGGCGUUACAUAUUCAGCUUGACCAAGUUCUGAGACCAAUAUAUAGGCGCACUGAACAGAUCUAGAUAACUGCGAAAUUCGAAGUCAAAAUAGAGCUUUUUUAACUAGGCGUUGUCGCUGUAAUCAUUGCUUGACCUCUCUAAAAUAUUUACAGAAAACGCAACAAAAGUAUCCACAACAAAGAGUCGCUUACCACAAGUUGGCAAUUCACUUCAGUGUGAAUCUUUCAGGUAGAAACUUCCAGCAAAAGUUGUAAAGACUGAACUGAACAAAUCUUUUCGCCGCCAAUCUUUAUUCCUGGCUCGCUCCACUUCUCGGCGUUCCUCGCUUACAUUUUGCCCCCAUUCUCUUUUCCUGGCAAGUUCCGCCUCCUUUCUCUAGCCCUCGCUCGCUUUACUUCAUGACAUUGUUCAGUACUGUUUCGCCUCCUUCCUCUAGCUCUGGUUCGCUCUCUUUCGCGAUCUUCUUAGCUACUUCUUCGCCUGUCAAUUCUUGCUGUCUGCCGUUCUCUUUCACGUUCUGCUUCUGUUAAACCCUGUCUUGAAAACCUAAUAUCAACUCUGCUAUCGUUAGUUGACAUAACAAUAGAGUUACCAUGAGACUCCCCUUUCCCAGUUUGUACGGAGGGACGGACGCUCACUCGCACGAUAACGUCAUAACCAAAUUUUCUCGGCUUAUAAUAAUAAUUGAUGGUUUAACCAGAAUUUCUUGCCCGUGCUGCUCCGCUGAAUCUCCGCUAUUAUAAUGGUUCUUUUUAAUCUGCUGAUCUCGGUAAACGCGUUCGUGAAAGGUAAGGUUUUAUUUACAUUUCUCUCGUCGUUUUAGUGAACAUUUGACUGAAAUUGUCCUCCAAACGUGAAGGUAAAAAGAUCUCUACUAACAAAAAACUGUUUAUUAUUUGCCGAAAAUAAUUCGUGAGCGGCCUAUCCUAGCGGUGCGUAUUGCAAAUUACUAAAUGAAAUAACUCGGACCGCUAAGGGAACCAAUUAGAAGCCUCCUUUUCAUCGCCAACCAGUUCAACCACAUAACGAAUCAAUUAAUCGUUUACGUGUGGUCAGACGUAAACUAUCGCCAGACUCCUAUGGACGAAAACAUUAGUACAUGUAUGCGUUUAGAGACGUAAAGAGAUAAGUAAGGAGAUACGUGUGGCGGACAUUAUUAACAGCAGUAAUUGAUUGAUCUGGCAGAAAAAUAGGGUUAUCCUAUUUUAUAAUAAAGUUUCCAUAUAACGCGCGCUCUGAUU
This is a messenger RNA of Orbicella faveolata, 7622 nucleotides long. Its product is annotated as beta-1,3-galactosyltransferase 5-like. Gene Ontology annotation, molecular function: hexosyltransferase activity. Gene Ontology annotation, cellular component: Golgi membrane. The record is from RefSeq and is a predicted model, not a curated record. Gene Ontology annotation, biological process: protein O-linked glycosylation. NCBI's taxonomy places the organism in Eukaryota, Metazoa, Cnidaria, Anthozoa, Scleractinia, Merulinidae.